Molecule: messenger RNA, 1017 nt
Organism: Diaporthe batatas
Lineage: Eukaryota; Fungi; Ascomycota; Sordariomycetes; Diaporthales; Diaporthaceae
Exons: 1
Coding region: 1-1017 (338 amino acids)
Source: RefSeq, a predicted model, not a curated record
AUGAUCACAGGCGACGAAAACGACAGUGCAACUACCAGGCGACAGACUGUUUACCGACUCCUCCAUAACAGCCUCGUGGGCGAAAAUGUAUUCCGUAAUUACCUAUCUUUUGCCGAAAACAAAUGCAUCCUCACCGCUGUCACCGCAAUACUGUUUGACCAAGAAUCGAGCACUCGGGGGAGUAUUCCCAGUCAAAUGGUCCAGACGACGGACCCGGCCCCGUUGCAAAGCCUUACACCUCUUUCAGCUUUGACAGUGUCAAGCCAGUCGGGGAGGCGUAUGAUCAACUCACUGAUCGAGCACAUGCUUCUGAUAGACUACAACAUCGAAGAGCGGCCCCUGCGGCCCCUGGACCCCGAGCCGGCAUGGAUAACACACUACAUGAGCAGGGUUGUCUGUCAUGGGGUCUGCAAGAGACUGGUUCAGUUCACGGAUGAGUGCAGAAACGGGAAGGACAUCCCAUACCGCCGGCUCGCAUGGAUGGAUACUUUGAUUCAGAGAUACGAGGACAGUACCGUUGCCGACGACUACUCAGACAUCGGCCUCAUGCUUUAUUUCUUCUGGACCCGCCGACGCGAGAUCACCAGAGAGGAGUACUUGGCUGGUAUGACGGGAUACACUGGUGUUCUACAUGAGAUGCUGUGCGAGAUCCCCGUUGUCGGCAAGGACCGGGUGAUACGGAAGCUUUCUGUCGACGUGCACAAGCUUAUCCCACACUGCGUUCAUGACGAGAGCAGUAGGACCCAGCUGAUUUCGAAGGCUAGGUGGAUGGCGCGGGAGCUUGAGAUAGAGAUACAGGUACCGCAAUUUGCGUUCUCGGGCCUGUCAAGGCCCGGUACUACAAGGGCUGGAGGGUCUGCCUCAAAUGUCCACCGACAGACCGUCCGCAGCAACAACAACAACGAUGACGACCGCGACGACCGCGACGACCGCGACUACGACCAAAGGAGCGCGGCAUCGGUCGAAACUCUGCCACCCACCUAUGAAGAGGCAGUGAUGGAGAACAUGUCCUUGUGA